AUGGGGCUCAGAACACGCGACAACCGGAAUGAGUUCCGCUGGAACCCUGACGGACGCACGGCCAGUUGCACCGACAACAGCCAUUGCAAAAACUGGGGCAGGGAUGCUGUUCGCGGAUGCUUCGGCAAUACUCCGCAUGACGACCUCUGCAAUAACCACUUGGGCCUCUGCAUCGUCGCAACCACGGACCCGGCGGCCUACUGUUUGUGCGGUUGGGGAGAACCGACGGUCGACGCUUGUCACCGCGGCCCUGCUGCCAGCGACAUUACCGGAGCGGGACAGGCCUUCACAUACUGCAUCCAGAACUGCGUAGAUGACAGCCUCGAGCCCAACGCUAAGGACAAUGGAGGGAACGGGCUGUGCUCCCUGGCCGAGAACCCCGUGGACGAGGACCCUUGCCUCGGGUCUUGA
This is a messenger RNA of Zymoseptoria tritici IPO323, 411 nucleotides long. RefSeq lists its product as uncharacterized. Lineage: Eukaryota; Fungi; Ascomycota; Dothideomycetes; Mycosphaerellales; Mycosphaerellaceae. The transcript has 4 exons. The record is from RefSeq and is a predicted model, not a curated record. The coding region runs from base 1 to 411 and encodes 136 amino acids.